UGAGCACUGGCUUUUAGAGCAUGGUUAACAGAUACCCAAAGGACAGCUCUUCUCUGAGCUUUUUUUAAUUGCUCAUUCAAACUCAUAAUUAAAUGUGGUAUCUUUUUUUUUUUAAGUGCUAUUUGUUUGUGAUUUAAAAAUGUUCUAGACACUGAAAACUAAAAUUAAUAUAACAUAUUUAAUUCGCUAUUUUACUCAUGUAAAGUCACUGGCGUUUCAUGGGCCUUGAAACAGAUAACAAGUGCAGACCUAGAGCCUGGUACUAGCAACAGAAUUUGCAUUAUCUAAGCUGUUAUCUAAUUGGAGAUUCCACCUCCCUCAUGGACCUAAUUGGAAAAAAAAAAAAACCACACAAGAGGCAUAUGAGAUGUUAAUUAUAUCGCCUUGUGCCCUGGAACGUGCGGAGCCUGUUGGGAAGCACAUCUGGCAGAGGUUCCAGCUGGGCCAGGGGAACAGUGCUGCUCCUCUGUAGAAAGACCUGAGACACCCUUAAGAACUGAGAAUCUGACUAAUUUAAACAGAUGGCUAAUCCCAGUGCUGUCUGCAAUGGACACCUACAUCAUCACCAUCAGAAACAGAAUAACCUCUUAAAAAGUGGAAUCUAUAAGAAAAAUGGAAUUACUAAAGGAAUGAAGAAGAAUGGCGUGUCCAAUGGAACUCUCUACAAAAAGACAUUUAUUGAGCACUUUGAACAGGCACCAAUGUAUGUCGCAGUUUUUACUUUCGUGGGUUUUGCAGUGGGAACAAUAUUUGGCUACCUGCGAGAUUUUAUGAGAGCCUGGGGACUAGAAAAACGUAACGUUGCUGCAGAGAGAGAACAACAAAAAGACUUUGUGCCACUUUAUCAAGACUUUGAGAACUUUUACACCAGAAACCUCUAUAUGAGAAUACGGGAUAACUGGAACCGGCCAAUUUGCAGUGUCCCUGGGCCACAGUUUGACCUCAUGGAACGUGUUACAGAUGAUUACAACUGGACAUUUAGGUUUACAGGAAGGACUAUCAAGAACGUAAUCAAUAUGGGUUCUUAUAACUACCUCGGCUUCGCAGAAACAGAUGUUAAUGCUUUGAAAACUGUGACCAGAGAGUUAGAAAAGUAUGGGACAGGAGUCUGCAGUACCAGACAAGAAAUGGGCACCCUAGACAAACAUGUAGAACUAGAGAAACUUGUGGCCACGUUCCUUGGUGUGGAAGAUGCCAUGGUGUUUGGCAUGGGCUUUGCCACUAACUCGAUGAAUAUUCCAGCCCUUGUUGGAAAGGGCUGCCUCAUUUUAAGUGAUGAGUUGAACCACACUUCUCUCGUUCUGGGCGCGAGGCUUUCAGGUGCCACCAUUAGAAUCUUCAAGCAUAAUAAUAUGCAGAGCCUCGAGAAGUUGCUGAGGGAUGCAAUAAUAUAUGGGCAGCCUCGCACCCACAGAGCAUGGAGAAAAAUUAUCAUCCUCGUGGAGGGCAUUUACAGCAUGGAAGGGUCCAUCGUGCGCCUGCCGGAGAUAGUCUCCUUGAAGAACAAAUACAAAGCCUACCUCUACUUGGACGAAGCUCACAGCAUCGGCGCAGUGGGAGCAACGGGCCGAGGCGUCGUGGAGUACUUCGGGAUGAGCCCCGAUGACGUUGAUGUAUUAAUGGGAACGUUCACGAAGAGCUUUGGUGCAGCUGGAGGAUACAUAGCUGGCAAAAAGGGCCUUGUGGACUUUUUACGAGCUCAUUCUCACAGCGCUGUGUACGCCACGUCCAUGUGUCCACCCGUAGCGGAGCAAAUCAUCAGGGCAAUGAAAUGUCUCAUGGGACUAGAUGGCACAACACAAGGGCUCCAAAGAGUGCGCCAGCUGGAGAAAAACACAAGGUACUUCAGACGAAAACUGCAUGAAAUGGGCUUCAUCAUUUAUGGCAAUGAUGAUUCUCCUGUUGUCCCCUUGCUCCUUUAUAUGCCUGGUAAAAUAGGGGCUUUUGCAAGACGCAUGUUAGAAAAAAAUAUCGGGGUGGUCGUGGUUGGGUUUCCAGCUACUCCUAUCACAGAAUCCAGGGCUCGGUUUUGUGUGUCAGCUGCACAUACACGGGAGAUGUUAGACACGGUUUUGAAUGCUCUGGAUGAAUUGGGUGAUUUUCUACAACUGAAAUAUUCCCGGUAUUCCAAGUCAUCUCAUCCUGAACUGUAUGAAGAAACUAGGCUUGAACUUGAAGAUUAAGUUUUCCACCUCUGAAGAGAACAUUAUGAUGCUAUGAAAGGGCGGAAAACCCGAAAACUGAAAAACACGAAUGCAUUUCUUCCCUUCUAAGGACAAUUUUUAUUUCUCAGUUAAUUGAAAGGAGGGGAAGCUCGGGUGUUGCAUCUUGUUGUAUCAGAUUUCUGUAUUCAAGAGACUGAAAUAUUGAUACAGAUUUGUCUCCCCAGGAGAUCUGUCCUUCCUACGGUGUUUUUGAUGCAGGAUGAAUGCAUCCAUUUUUCGAGUUGCUAAAGUACAGCUUUUGGUAUGGCCCCUUUUUAUGAAGAGGCUCCAGAUAGUCUUAAUUUUGACUGAAAUAAUAAAGUUUAACAAAAAAAAUGAAUAGGUUCCAGUGUAAUAUAGCUGAGCUCCAUCAGUGAGACUGACUUUUAUCUGUUAAAGGGCAUAAAUCAAGACCUCGGCGUGGACUGCUACAGAGGAAUGAGCAGAAAGUGAUCUCUUUUACUAAGUUGCACUAUCAUGCAUUUCUCCAGUGGACAGAAAAUGUUAGAAAAAGGUUAGUGCUGAGAACAAGAAAAGUAGCCUGGUCAGAUCGUCUGUUUCUGAUGGCAGAUUAUGGGAAAGGGAAAAUGCCUCUGCCCAUCCACAGACCUUUUCUCAGCCACUGAAAUGCACUCUAAGCUUUGAAUUGUACAGAAAUUUGGGCUUAGACAUGAACAGAAAUGCUUUUGUGCCAACACAUUUGACCUACAACCUAUCCCAUCUUCUCCCAGUGUAAGUUCUUUGUCAGGGCUUGCUCCCUUUUCAUGGAGAGUAGUAAAUAAUUUUAAUAACCGUUUAACUUUCCCGUAAAAACCUUGAUCAAAACAGUCAGAUACUUGCAGUUCACAAACUGCAGAUGACAUUUAUGGGCCCAUUCCUAAGUUUCUUGAACUACUUAUGGGCCUAAUAAAUUCACUAACAAGUGCAUAAUGCUGAAGCUGUUAGUUAUGCAGAAUGUGAAGUUCAAUACCAUGAGCAGUUCUGCCACCUGUUAAAGAGAAAACUCCACCAUUUCUAUGUGUUCUGAAGUCAUCCAUGUAAUAACAUUUCUUGAAAUAUUCUUGUCUGUUUCAUGCAUGUCAGGGGUUGUUUUUAUUUCAGUUUUUUGACUCGUUUGUUCUUCAAAUAAUUGUUCUGUCAUCAGAGGGGGAAGAUAUGCUUGUCCUCUUGUCCCCUGCCUGAGUGACAAUGCUCAAAGCCACCUGAAGGAGUUGUUGCAGCCAGCCUGUAAUGCCACAGCAGCAUUAUCCUCAGGUUUGUGUGGGCUGAGUUGCUGGAAGGAGGUUGGAGGCUUUUUCCCUUUUUUUUUUUUUUUUUUCAGCGUUGAAAAGCAGUUCUGCAGCUUUAAGAAUGAACUCCAAACAAUUCCACGCUAUCAAAUGUCAUUGUAAACACAUCAGAUGAGAGAUGUUUAGCUUUCUGUUGCACAGAUGUACCACACUUUCAUGUUCUCUUGAAAGCUGUGGUGUAAACUUAACCCACAGCUGCAAUAUUAGAUUUAAGAACAGAACAAUUAAAUUGUGGAGUACCAAUUACACUAUAUUACUCCCUGCUUGUUAAAGCAGCUUUCAGGAUAUAACAUGGCUGACUGAUUAUGAGGGCCCAUUUUUUGUUGGAUUUUUGUUGUUGUUGUUGUGCAAGUUAAUAAAAAUCCAGUGGUGCUAUAACUUUAAGAAUUGAUUACAACACAUUCCAUAAUAUCAAGUGUCGGCUUUAGGAAACGUAUAUCAAGGGCUGGGGGAGGACUAAAUGGUGUGUCAUAUGAUUCUUCACUUUAGUAGACUUGAAAAAUGUUGCAGAGGUUCAGGGGAGCUGUAUUUGUGGAUAAGAGCAAACCCACUGUAUAAAUAAUUAAAUACUCAAGCACAGGACAAGGAGAAAUUAGGAGACGUGAACUUUGAGUAACCUGGCAGUUUGUGCUGUACAGCUUUGUUACAUGCAGGGCGAGUGCACUUAAAACUGUGAAGGAGAUGGGAUGAGAAAUUUCUGCAACCUGCUCCUGGAGGAAAAGCACUGAACUUGAUCUAUUGCUUUUUGAUCUCUAUUGCUGAACAUCUGUGGCCAGAUCCUCAGUUGACUUCUGACCUGCCAUCUUGUGGUAUAGGGCCGUAGUUUAUA
Myiozetetes cayanensis is the source of this 4322-nucleotide messenger RNA. RefSeq names its product serine palmitoyltransferase long chain base subunit 3 (gene SPTLC3). Gene Ontology annotation, cellular component: serine palmitoyltransferase complex. The record is from RefSeq and is a predicted model, not a curated record. The transcript has 13 exons. Lineage: Eukaryota; Metazoa; Chordata; Aves; Passeriformes; Tyrannidae. Bases 522 to 2183 code for a protein of 553 amino acids. Gene Ontology annotation, biological process: ceramide biosynthetic process; sphingosine biosynthetic process. Gene Ontology annotation, molecular function: pyridoxal phosphate binding; serine C-palmitoyltransferase activity.